AUGAUGCUCUCUACCUUUUUGAAGGUUCACCCUCCCACUUUCAGAGGGACCUCGAAUCCGACCGAUGCUAAUAACUGGAUACAGGCCAUUGAGCGAGCAUUACAGGCUCAACAGGUUCCGGAUGAGCAGUGGGUUGAGUUUGGGACCUACCAGUUGCAUGGUGAAGCUCAGCACUGGUGGCAGGGAAUGAGGCGUAUUAUGCAGCCUGAUGGGAUUGUGAUCUCUUGGGAGUUGUUCCGAGAUGAAUUUUAUAAAAAAUAUUUUUCCACCUCAGUCAGAAAUGCCAAAGAGCUCGAACUACUUCAACUUAAACAGAGCCAAAUGACUAUUACUGAGUACACCAGUAAGUUUGAGGAAUUGUGCCGCUUCUCGCGCAUCUGUCAGCGAGCUCCUGAGGACUUUGUUGAGUGGAAAUGCAUAAAGUAUAAAGGAGGCCUUAGGAGUGACAUUCAGAGCUUUGUGGCGCCUAUGCAGAUUCGGGUGUUUUCUGAGCUGGUGAAUAGGACCAGGAUGGCGAAUGAUUAUGUUAGAAGGGUUACAGCAGAGAAAUGGAAUCUAAGGAUGCCAUUUCAGAGGACCACAGGGAGAGACUUUGCACCCAGAGACAGACAGUUCAAACGUGGUGGCUUUAUCCCCUAG
Arachis stenosperma is the source of this 639-nucleotide messenger RNA. RefSeq lists its product as uncharacterized. The record is from RefSeq and is a predicted model, not a curated record. The transcript has a single exon. The coding region runs from base 1 to 639 and encodes 212 amino acids. Lineage: Eukaryota; Viridiplantae; Streptophyta; Magnoliopsida; Fabales; Fabaceae.